GCUGCUCGCAUCUCUCUUUCUUUCCUUCGCUCACUCUGUUCCUCUUCUCCUUAUCCUCCACUGCAAUCAAGGCGGACAAACGCGCAAGAUCACCAACUUUUUCCCAGGAACACUGAGACACUACGGGCCUGACAUUAUCUUGAAAAGAAGUCCUCGCGUACCAUAAUACGCCGUCAUGGACGCCAUAGUCCCUCCCGAAGUCACCGCAGAGUUGACCCAGAUCCUCUCCAACCUGGUCCAGGGAGACAAUCAGCUUCGUUCCAAUGCUGAAAAAGCGGUCAACGAUCGUCUCGCGCAGACGCCAGAACUGUACCUUCUCGCGCUCGCGCAGUUCUCGACGAAUGCAGAUACUAUUGUGAUGAGGUCUUUCUCUCUCGUGCUCCUUCGUCGCCUACUAUUCCGAGCCUCGCCGACGACCCAUCUCUCACUCUAUGACCAUCUGUCAUCGCAAAGCCUCGCCACACUCGAACGCAUCCUACUUCAUUCAUUGCUUCAUGAGCCUUCGCCCGUUGUUCGCCGCAAAACUGUCGACACCGUGGCUGACCUUGCUAAUAAUGCUAUGCAACGAGGUAGACCAUGGCACGCCCUUCAAGCACAGACAUUCACCAUGGUCGAUAACCAUGAUUCAAUAACGCGUGAAGCAGCGUAUCGCAUCCUUUCUCAGUCCCCCAACCUAAUCAUCGACUUGCGCUUGGACGUAGUUCUCAGUACGCUCCAGAAGGGCUUGGAAGACGCGGAGAGCAUCGAAGUUCGCCUAGCUGCAUUGCGCGCUGCAGUUCAGUACCUGUCUACCUUAGACGUAGCUCAGCAAGCACAAGCGCUUUCGCUGCUGUACCCGAUGCUUAACACCCUCCCCAGUCUUCCACAUACACAUCUCCCCGCAUUCCUCUCCGCGCUUACUCCUCUCACAUCGAGCCAUCCCACACUAUUCGAGCCACAUCUCCAUGCACUUCUCUCUUUCCUUCCGCCGCUAAUCGUCCCUGCCGUAGAUGCGGGCCCUACGCCCACCGUCGCGCGCCCGAAUCCUGCUGGAGGCAGCAGCUUCGUGUUCCCGCCGCCUUCACAAAACGGCAACGGGAAGAGUAAGGCGACAGUGGAGGAGCACGAGAGCGACCACGAGGAGGAGGAAGUGCGCAAAGCGGCGCUUGAGUUCAUGGUGAGUCUGACCGAGGCGCGCCCGUCAAUGGUUAAGCGCGUGGAUGGGUGGACCGCAGUGAUGGUCCGGGGAUGCCUGGAGGGCAUGGGCGAGAUACCUGAGGACGAGACUGAUAUCUGGUUGGAGGCGGAUCCCUUGGAGGACCCAACAGACGAUACCUAUCCUCAUGUGUACGAGCAGGCCAUUGAUCGUAUCGCGUGUGCUCUAGGCGGUAAGGCUGCCUUGCCGCCCGCGUUCCAAUACAUCCCUGCCAUGCUAGCGAGCUACGAUUGGAGAUUACGCCAUGCUGGCCUCAUGGCUAUUGCUGCAAUUGCGGAAGGCACCAGUAAAGUAAUGCAACAUGAGCUGGGGAAGGUCAUCGACCUCGUAAUUCCAAUGUUCAAUGAUCAGCAUCCUCGCGUGCGGUAUGCUGCGUGUCAAUGCAUCGGACAAUUGUGCACCGACCUCGAGGAAGUUAUACAAGAGAAGUUCCAUCAGCAAAUCUUUGGCGCGCUUAUACCAACUCUCGAAGCUCGGGAACCUCGGGUCGCUUCGCACGCCGCCGCCGCCUUGAUCAACUUCUGCGAAGGCGUGGAACGCGAGACUUUACUGCCGUACCUAGAUCCGAUUGUCGAACGUCUGCUCAAACUGCUCAACCCUGGCUCUGGCGCACAGCCGCAACGAUAUGUCCAGGAACAAGCAAUUACUACGCUGGCCAUGGUCGCUGAUGCCAGUGAGGCGACGUUCGCGAAGCACUAUUCGGCGAUAAUGCCAUUGCUUUUGAAUGUGCUUCAAAAUGCGAACAGCACCGAGUACGCCAAGUUGAGAGUCAGGGCCAUGGAGUGUGCUGGACUAAUAGCGAUUGCCGUUGGUCGUGACGUUUUCAGGCAAGAUGCUAGCCGAUUCAUCGAGCUGCUGAUGCGUAUUCAAAACAGUCCGGUCGAUCCGAAUGAUACAAUGCUGGGUCAUUAUCUUAUUGCGACGUGGGCGAAGGUCUGUCAAGCAAUGGGUCAGGAAUUUGAGCCCUAUCUACCAGUGGUCAUGCCCCCACUGCUCAUCGCCGCCAGUGCAAAGGCGGAUCUGUCCAUAUAUGAUGAAGACGAGGAACAUGAGGAGCAGGAGGGUUGGGAGACGAUCCGCAUGGAUGGCCAGCAAGUUGGUAUCAAGACGUCAGCGCUCGAAGAGAAAUGCCAGGCGUUCGAAACGUUGGUAAUCUACGUGUCGACGCUUGGCGUUCGCUUUGCACCAUACCUAUCCCAGACUCUGGAACUGGUUCUCCCGUCUCUGCGGUUUUAUUUUCAUGAAGGCGUCCGAGAAGCAUGCGCCAUGUUGAUACCGAUGCUGGUCUCUUGCGGAAAGGCGAGCUCGACAUUGACGGACCAGAUGGUCUCAGCUACGUUCUCGCAGCUUGUGAACUGCAUCGCGAGUGAAACCGACUGCUCCUUCCUCGCGUCGUUAUACAAGUGCUUCACCGAUGGGAUGCGCGCGCUCGGUGGACCAUCAAUGCUUGCCCCACAGAUCCACGACGGCAUUAUGGAGGCAACAAAGCACCAGCUGCAGGGAAUUGCGGACAAACGCAAGGCGCGUGCGGCCCGGCCGGCAUCGGACCUCGCGGAUGAGAAGGACGACCUGAUGUUGCUCGAAGAGAUGGAGGACUUCGCGCUGGAAGACAUGGCAAAGAUGCUGAUAGCGUUCGACUCGAACCAUCAGCUCCUGAUUGCCGUAUCGAGCGUGCGGGAUUUGGGGCUGCAGCUAGGGCAAUGGGAAAGCGAGGACGAGGGUGGUGCGGAGGGAUGAGGACCAGAUGACGGUCCGUGCAAUUAGUAUGAUGUGGGGAAAUAUCAUUGCUUUCUAUCUGCUGUCUGGUCCGUGCUAUUCACUAGAUAUUGUCGCGAUAGAUACAUUUUCGUCAGCGGGA
Molecule: messenger RNA, 3053 nt
Organism: Laetiporus sulphureus 93-53
Lineage: Eukaryota; Fungi; Basidiomycota; Agaricomycetes; Polyporales; Laetiporaceae
Product: ARM repeat-containing protein
Exons: 14
Coding region: 176-2932 (918 amino acids)
Biological process (GO): protein import into nucleus
Cellular component (GO): nucleus; cytoplasm
Molecular function (GO): nuclear import signal receptor activity
Source: RefSeq, a predicted model, not a curated record